Messenger RNA from Xiphophorus maculatus (southern platyfish), 1232 nucleotides. RefSeq names its product probable E3 ubiquitin-protein ligase TRIML1. The record is from RefSeq and is a predicted model, not a curated record. Bases 1 to 1137 code for a protein of 378 amino acids. Gene Ontology annotation, molecular function: protein binding. Lineage: Eukaryota; Metazoa; Chordata; Actinopteri; Cyprinodontiformes; Poeciliidae. The transcript is spliced from 6 exons.
AUGGUAGAAAAUUUCCCCAAACCAUUGUGCAACCAUUUCCCACAGGAGACAUUAGAAAAGCAUCUAGUAUCUUUGAAGAAGCAAAGGGAUGCUGUGAAACACAGACUGAAGAAACUGGCAGCCCGUCAGUCAGAAAUCACUAAAAAGUCUGCAGCGAUAAGAGAGAAUGUAGCGAUGAAAUAUCAGGAGAUCCAGACGGUUCUGGAGGAGGACCUGCGGCUCACCUUGUCCCACCUGGAGAUGGAGGAGAGGGCUGCAGUCUCUGCCUUAGAUGGAUUGAUGGAGAGAAACUGUGCUCUGAUCCAGGGAAUAGAGCAGGACUUGGCCAGACUUUCUUUAGUUUUGGAGCACUGUGACACAGAACCUGAUUCUAUGUCGUUCGUUUUACAUGCUGAACUGGACGACACAGAGACAGCAGAUAGAGUGUUGGAUGUCCUCAACCAAUCAGAUCCCAGCAGUGUGAGCCUUGAUGAAGCUAAAGCUAACCAGAUCCUCAGCCUCACCAACAGCAUGCUGCUCCUUGUCUGCUCGCAGAUCCCGUUAAUGAAGAAGCUCCUGAAAAGCUAUUCCAGUGAGGUGCACCUGGACCCAGAGACGGCCCACCCAAAGUUGGUCAUCUCCCCUAAAUGUGACAGCGUCUCCUACACAGACGCCUGGCAGAAACUCCGUGACCAACCAGGACGGUUUGACACCACCCUCAACGUCAUCAGUCUGCAGGGCUUCAGCUUUGGCCGCCAUUACUGGGAAAUUGAUGUGACUGGGAAGACGUAUUGGGAGCUUGGUGUUACCUUCCCCUCCAUUCCUCGCAAAGGCGUAUCUGAGGAGUGCUGGCUGGGUCGGGGCGCCGUGUCCUGGUGUGUGGAGUUCUUUGAUGGGGAAUACACAGCCUGGCAUGGAGGGGUGCCUCACCAGCUGCCUUUUACGAAACGUUUCUGUCGAAUUGGUGUUAUGUGCAGCUUUCCUGCCGGCCUGGUGACAUUUCUAGAGGCGGACAAAAUGACGCCACUGUUCUCAUUCUGUGCUGGAACCUUCUCUGAGUGCCUCCACCUGGCCCUGUGUCCUGGUCACAACCACAGCGGCACCAAUUCAAGUCCUAUUUUAAUCUGUAAUGAAUCGUCUCCUACAAGUGACCUGUAGCUGCAUAAGAACAUGAUGUACAAAAAUGCAGGGCUGGCACAAGAUUUUUUAGGGACCCUGAGCAGCACAGGAUUUGGGGUCCCAUUUACAUUGUA